Messenger RNA from Caenorhabditis auriculariae, 6827 nucleotides. The record is from the annotation of a GenBank genome assembly. NCBI's taxonomy places the organism in Eukaryota, Metazoa, Nematoda, Chromadorea, Rhabditida, Rhabditidae.
AUGAUUUCUCUACAGUACUUUAACGACGUCUAUGAUGGCGGCAAGGAACAGUGAGGAUUUUUUUUGGAAUUUCACUUUUUUAUUGGGAAAUUAAGGGGUUAAGCUUGCCAAAAAUGGAAAAAAAGGACUUGUAAAGAUUUUUUUUUCUGAAAAACCUACUAUACCUCCAUUUAUCAUUUAUAAAUUUAUUCCAAAUUUUAGCGUAAUUUUUUUUAUACAUAGAACUGACUACUGUAUCACCAUUCAUCAGCUAUUAAUUUCCUUAUUUUACUCAAAAAAAAAAUUUUAAAAAAAGGUUUUUCGCCUAGAUAAUACCUCCGAUAUUUGAACAACUUCUCGCGUAAAUCGACAAGAGAUUUAUCAUUAGGGCGCGCUUUCUCACACCCAUUUUUUCUUUUCUCUCUGACGUUUCUGACCAUUUCUAGUGACCACUUUAGCGUUUUCAACUAUCCUAAUGAUGUGGCCGACCAUCUUAAAAUUAUUCAUCAGCUAAAUUUUCUCAUUUUUUCCCGAUGAAACGAAAAAAAAUCAAAUUUCCAGGAUGCGCCAGUCAAUCGUGAUCAAGGCCCGUGUGCAGGACAACGAAAAAAUGGAAAACGCCAUUUUUGAAAUGACCGAAUCGCUGGGGACCGUUUUCCUUCAGGAAGACGUUUAUUUCAAUGUUCCUCAAGGGAACUUGAAGCUCCGGAUUAUGCACCCGAAUGUGGGUAGUUCUUGAAGGGAAAAAUUGGGAAAAAAUACUGAAAUUUUCUGAUUUUUUUUUCGGGUUUUAAGGGUUUAAUGAUCAUUUUCUCUUGAAUUUUUGGUGUAAGUAUCGAUUUUUUUGAGUUCUAAAAUCCAAAAUAAGCCUAUUUUUCUGGGGUUUUCUUCUUGUUAGAAGCAGCUGAAUCCUGUUCAAAGUAAUUUUGAACCUCUCCCCCGUCCAAAGCACAGAAAAAAAGACCCCUCAUUCGUUUUUUUCAAGAUAAAAAAAGCUUCAUUUUUGAAUUUUUCCCUGCAUUUUUUUCCAUUAAAGAUCGAUUUUUCUCGCUAUAAACUUCAUUUUCACCUUCAAAAUGUACCCUUAAGAAACAUUUUUUAACCUUCAAAUUCCCAAAUAAAAAACCUCUAGGUCACGCAUCAAAAAUUAAACAUUCUUAUCAAGAAAUUCCCAAAUACAUGUAUCAAUAUAAUAAUUUCAUCGAUGAAACAGCAGCAAAAAUAGGAUUUUUCCCCCCACAUAAGAAGCUGAAAAAUCACGUCAUUCCUAUUGAUAAGCGACGGGUCGAGUGCGCCAAAAAUCAACAUUCGAACGGUGUUUUCUUUUCUUUCCUUAGUUUGGGAGAAAACAAAGCGAAUCGUUUCUUGUUUGACUAGGGAGUUUAGUUUGAGACUAAAAAAUCAUUACAAAAAAUGCCAAUGUUUUCUCAUUUCUCAAUAAAGUUCCCUUGAUUGGGAAAAAGAAAGAGAUUCAUUUUUUUAGUUUUUUUAAUUGUGUAUAACACACUCUUUCUGAGAUUUUCGAGGAUUUCUUGCUACAAAAAAUUAUUUUUCCUAUUCCCCAGAUGCUAGGCAACCUUCCUAAGUUGAAGCUUCAAAUUUUAUUAAGCUCCGCCCACUUUUAGGGUUGAGAAAUAUAUUUUUUUUCUUAUGUCACAGAUACAAGAAAACGUUAACUCGAAGCUCCAGGUUUUGUUAAGCUACGCCCACUUUCAGGGUUACUGUAGAGAAAAUACCGUAAAAAGCCUUUUUUUUUCCCAGUCGGUUCAAACAAGUUUUAACGUAGAAAACAUGCCUUUUUGAUCAAAUUUUGAGUUGAAAGUAACCCCGAAAAAAAAUCCUUUUCGUAGAAAUGAGAUGGAAAUACUGGAAACAACUCUAGUGACCACUUAAGAGGUUCCUCAAGGACAACUUGGAGAUGGCACUAAAGUGGCCACUAAAACCAUCACUAUUUUGCAUCUCAGUGACCACUAUAGUAGUUGUUCCUGGUUUCGUAGUGACAGUCAAAAAAUUUUAGCCACUUAAGGGACUAUUAGUUCGACUACUAACGUGGCCGUUAAGCCGUCAGAACCCUAAAGCGUCCACUAAACAUUUUCCAAGUACUUUUGAAUCCUUCAAAAUGCGAUUCCUGCUAUUUUUCAGCGUUGCGGACAGCUGAUCUUCAAUGAAAUUUCCAAAAAGUCGGGCCACAAGCUGAGCGAAUCACAAAUCACGGAAGUCGAGGAUGUUUUGGCUAUGAGGGUGAGUUUUCAACUAGAGAAAAGGAUCAAAAGAUCGAAUUUGUACCGAAAAAAGUGUGAAAAUGACUGAUGAUUAAGGUAUUCACCAUUUUUUUUCUUGAAAAAAUCGAUAAACAAAAAAAUUAGCCUUCGUAACUAUUUUUGGUUGUUUUUUCAGAGUCCUGUGAUCAUUCUAAAAAUCACAAGUCCAUAUUUUUGUUUUUUGGUGUCUUUUUCCAAGUGGCUAACCGAUUUUCAAUUUUUAAAAAGUGAAGAUGGAACUUUUCAGCCUCAAAAAUCAUACUUUUCUGCCUAGAUUUGGCUGGUAAAUCAGGGUUUCCGUCAUUUUUUUGGGUUCAGAUUGAUAAAUUGAAUCAAAAUCAGUCCUUUCUGAUUAAAAAUGCUUUCCUCAACUUGAUUAUUAAAUUUUGGGAAAAUUCAGAACUUUUUGUGGCUCCCUUAUACUCUUAGAACUUAUUGAAAGUCGAAAAAGUGAUAUUUUUGCUUAUUUUCUUCAGAUUUUUAGUCGUUUUUUGCUCUUCAAGUUGUUAGAAAGUUCGAAAUUCGUCUGUUCUUGCUAUUUUACACUUUUCUGAUGUUGCAAUGAUUUUUUUUUGGCUUUGAAUCACUAGGAAACUGUCAAAUUUGUUCAAUUUUAUAUUCAAUAAAAACCGAAAUCAUAUUUUGUGGCUGUUCUCUGGAAAAUAAAGGUUCUGGUAAUUUUUAUGUACGUAUUCAAACUGAAAAGAAGCUUGAAAUCGGUCUUUCUGUUUUGAAAAUGCGUUUUUAGCCAAUUUUUAGUGGUAUUUUUGUACUUUUCAUUCAAAAUUUGUAGUAAAAAAAAAUCCCGAAUCCCUUUUUUCUCAUGAGGAACAAAGAAGCGAUCUUUUCAAGCAGUAAAAAGGAGAAAAACUGGUUCUAAUUGCGUCAUUGUUCAUAACAAACGGGGUUCUAGCGGUCGUAAUUUGCAGCGUGGACAGGGUAAAAAACUGGACUCUUGCGUGGCAAAAAGCGGAUUUUUUAUUCUUGGUAGAGAUGAAUAACUGUUUUGGAAGGAGAGCUAGUUCAUAAUGAGGCUGAUUUUUGAGAUUUUUGAAGAAAAAUGAAUCGAGGAGCGUUAAGACCUCAGAAAUAGCUUGAACAUAGGAACAACAGAGUGGUCCCUAGAGGGGAUCCUUAGAGGAAUGCUGGGGUUUCAAUAAGUGGCCACUCUAGUGGAGCAUGUGAGUUAUGAACUCUAUCUGAGAACCCUCUGAAUUUCAACCCUCUAGGGAGCGCUAUUUUGUCCCCUAUAGAGGCAGUUUUCUCUCGAACCCCUCUAGGGGUCACUUUGGCAUUCUAAUAAAUAUCUGUCUUGGAAGGAGAACUAGUUCAUAAUGAGGCUGAUUUUUGGGUUUUCCGGAGAAAAAUGAAUCGAGGAGCGUUAAGACCUCAGAGAUAGCUUGAACAUAGGAACACCAGAGUGGUCCUUAGAGGGGAUCCUUAAGGUCGUUUUAGGGUUUCAGUUAGUGGCGACUCUAGGGAAGCAAAUCUAUCUGAGGACCUUCUAAGUUCCAGCGGCUGGUCCAGCCCUCUAGGGAGCGCUAUUUUGUCCCCUAUAGAGGCAGUUUUCUCUCGAACCCCUCUAGGGGUCACUUUGGCAUUCUAAUAAAUAACUGUUUUGGAAGGAGAACUAGUUCAUAAUGAGGCUGAUUUUUGGGUUUUUUAAAGAAAAAUGAGUCGAGAAGCUUUAAGGCCUCGGGGAACACCAGAGUGGUCCCCAUAGGGCAACCUUAGGGUCGUUCUAGGGUUUCAGUAAGUGGCCACUCUAGGGGAGCAAUUUUCCAUAAUUGUAGCUGCAGGGCGAACAGGGAAAAGCAAAACUGGACUCUUGCGUGGCAAAAAGCGGAUUUUUCAUUCUUGGUAGACAUGAAUAACUGACUUGGAAGGAGAACUAGUUCAUAAUGAGGCUGAUUUUUGGGUUUUUUAAAGAAAAAUGAGUCGAGAAGCGUUAAGGACUCAGAAAUAGCCUAAAUUCAGGGACGACAUAAUGGUCCCUAGAGGGGAACCUUAGGCGCAUUCUAGGGUUUCAGUUAGUGGCCACUCUAGUGGAGCAUGUUAGUUAUGAACUCUAUCUGAGGACCCUCUGAAUUUCAACCCUCUAGGGAGCGCUAUUUUGUCCCCUAUAGAGGCAGUUUUCUCUCGAACCCCUCUAGGGUGACUUUGGCAUUCUAAUAAAUAACUGUCUUGGAAGGAGAACUAGUUCAUAAUGAGGCUAUUUUUUGGGUUUUUUUCCAAAUAAGGAGUAAAUUAAGGAGCGUUAAGACCUCAGAAAUAGCUUGAACAUAGGAACUCCAGAGUGGUCCCUAGAGGGGAACCUUAGGGUCGUUCUAGGAUUUCAGUUAGUGGCCACUCUAGUGGAGCAUGUGAGUUAUGAACUCUAUCUGAGGACCUUCUAAGUUCCAGCCCUCUAGGGAGCACUGUUUUGUCCCCUAUAGGGGCUGUUUUUUCUCGAACCCCAUCUAAAAUUAGCCAGAGUGGUCCCCAUAGGGGCAAACCUGGAAGCACGCUAGGGUUUCAGUAAGUGGCCACUCUAGGGGUCAGUAGGAAAUCUGAGGACUCCCUAAAUUUCAGCCCUCUAGAGAGCACUAUUUUGUGCCCUAUAGGGUCUGUUUUUUUUUCCUAACGUUUUUAGGGACCCCUCAAACGUUCCUAAGAAUUUUCGAAAAGAAAAGAUUUUUUUCGAGACUCGGAGUUUUCCAGAAAUUUCGGUCAGUAUUUUCUUCCAAGCUUCUCACAAUCUCAACCUGUAGAUGUUCUUUUUUUUUGAGAAAUACGGACGAAAAAUCUCAAAAUAACCUGUACAGACAGAUUUUCCCGGUUUUUCUUGAAUUCGAAGCUUCCUUUCUUUAAAACUAGCAAGUUUUGCGUUCUGGUACUUCAAAAAGUAUCCUAGCCAAUUUUCAAAAAAUCCCCAACCACACUUUUAAAUUACCUUCCUUUUUGGCUUUUAUGCGAUUAUUUACGAUUUCCAAGCCUUUGAAGCUUAAAUUAUUGAGAAGUUAAACUGAGGAACUGAAAGAAAUUGAAAAAUUGAUAAACUAAGGAACCCUAAACAGUAUUUUCGAGCCUUCAGCUUCACACCAGAAGUCAAGAAAUGAAGCAGAAGCCUUGAAAAUCAGAGAAAAUGAGCCGAAUUUGCGUUGACGUUACCACGUGACAAAAUUUUCGUCAUUUUGAAGUUGGAAAUCACUUUAGGCGACCCUUGGCGCUGCUCUCGGCGAACGUGGCACGAUCCGAAAGAAGCGACGGGUUUUCGUUCUUGAUGACGUCAGAAUCUACUUGGACGACGUCGAUGAAGUCGGCAAUUUCAUCGACAUUGCGGUUGGUUUCGAGUCUGUCUCCUAAACUGGUCACUUGAGGGAUUAUGUGAAAUGGAUUUUUCGCCAAAAAUUAUAAACUGAUCACUUAAGGGUUUCUGUACUCCACAUUGAUGAAUCAGUCGCCAAAAAUCAAAAAGUGGUCACUUGAGGGUUUCUGUAGAACACCUUAAUGGAUUAUUUGCCAAAAAAUCAAAAAGUGGUCACUUGAGGGCUUCUAAAGAACACCUUAAUGGAUUACCUGCUAAAAAUUCAAAAAGUGGUCACUUGAGGGUUUCUGAAGAACACCUUAAUGUAUUAACUGCUGAAAAUUCAAAAAGUGGUCACUUGAGGGUUUCUGUAGAAUGAAUUAUUCGCCAAAAAAUCAUAAAUUGGUCCCUUAAGGGUUUUUAAAGAGGAGCUUAAUGAAUUACGCCGAAAAAUUAUAAACUGGUCACUAAAGGGUUUCUGUAGAGCACUUAGAUAAAUUAAUCGCCAAAAUUCAAAAACUGUUCACUUGAGUAUUUUUACAGAACAUCUUGAUGAAUUAUCAGCCAAAAAAACAAAAACAGGUCACUUGAGGGUUUUUAAAGAACACCUUGAUAAAUUAUUUGCCAAAAAUCAAAAACUGGUCACUUGAGGGCUUUAAAGAGCACCUUAAUGGAUCAUUUGCCUUAAUUGAAACUUCAUAACCGUAUAUCAAUCUUUCUGUAGUGAGUUAAUACUUAAGUGACCACUCAGAAGACUCCUAUGAAGGAAAAUAAGCUUAUAUUUCUCAGGAGAAGAACUUCAUAGGAUUUCUUAUUUCAUUUUCUUUAUUUUAACCUUGAAUCUUCAAAUUUUUCAAGUUUCUUCUUAAGUGAUCACUUCAACUUCAGAACUGAAGUGACAGUUUUUCUGACUCUCCUGAAGGAGUGACCACUUUAGUGUAAUUACAGAGCUUUUCUUACCUUCCAGUAGGAGUAUCUACUUUAGGGGCUUCACAGUCACUUUUAAAGAGGCUUAUUUAUACAAAAAAAACACUUGAAAGAUCCCUUCGUACUUCUCACCUGAACCAUAUCUUCUACAGGUAACCCUGAAAGGCUCGCACGACGACUGCGAGAAGCGGGCCGAAGACGUCCGCCGGAAGUUGGGCGUCGACCAGAGCGCCGUCGUCCCGAGCGCCUACCUCGACCUUCUGAUGAGCCAGAUGUCCUUCGACGACGCCUCUUCCGUGACGUCAUCCUCGGACCCGACCGACGACUCCAAGUCCUCCAGUUGCGCCGACGACAGCGAUUCUUCCUCCUCUUAA